Messenger RNA from Galleria mellonella (greater wax moth), 1653 nucleotides. RefSeq names its product seipin (gene Seipin). Gene Ontology annotation, biological process: lipid storage; lipid droplet organization. The transcript is spliced from 9 exons. Gene Ontology annotation, cellular component: endoplasmic reticulum membrane. Lineage: Eukaryota; Metazoa; Arthropoda; Insecta; Lepidoptera; Pyralidae. The record is from RefSeq and is a predicted model, not a curated record. Bases 357 to 1484 code for a protein of 375 amino acids.
AUUUACCAGUCAUUGACCUUGACGAUAAAUGUUUACAUUUUUAUUUCAGAUAAAUUAUCGUAUUUAAUUAUCGUAUAAUUAAUAUCUUUAUCUUUUCUUCCUUCCAUUUCUCAUCUUCUUAAGUACACGUUUAUUUCAUUAAACUUUAUUCUGCUUGUAUAUUAAUUGUGUCAAUUAAUUGAAAUUUAGUGGAAGCCUUCGCAAGUUCACAGUUAUUAUCAAUAAUAGAUAUUAUCUUUAUUAAUAUGUGUUAUCUACCUCCGAAUAAUUUAGAUCCGGCUUCUUGACUGUCCAUUGGUGUAGAUAACGUUUAAAAAAAUAUUACCUAGUCAAAGAUCUAACUGCGACCGCGAAACAUGUCACUCGGCUCACUUAUAAAUUAUAUGAACCCAUUCAGAAUUUUUCAGCAGUAUGUGAGUUUGCCUGUGGAGGUUUUUAUUUCUAGACAAUAUACAGGUUAUAAGAAAAAAACUGAGGAAGGUUUAAGCAGUGUUAAGGAACUUCUAUUUAGAGCUGGUGUAAUUGCAGUAUUUUUUGCUGCUAUAGUAUGGCUUUCUAUAUUCAUGUAUGUUGUUUUUUAUUACACAUACAUGCCUAAUGUUACGCACGUGAGACCUGUUCAUUUACAAUUUAAAUCAUGCGACGAGGUCAUGGGCGUGUGUUCCUUUCCAUCAGCUCACGUCCAGCUGACGCGGCGCAGUCAAAUGCUCAUGUCUGGACAAUCGUACCGUAUCAAGUUGGUACUUGAUAUGCCUGAGUCACAGACCAACAAGGAUUUAGGCAUGUUCAUGGUGUGUGCUCAGAUGCGAGCCAAAGGUGGUGUUCUCGUGUCCUCCUCGUGCAGGGCAGCAAUGCUCAGGCAUAGGUCAAUACUGCAUUACAUAAUGAGGACGUUCACAUGGGCUCCCGUGUUCUUGACCGGUCUGGAUGAGGAGAAACAGCAGCUCCACGUCGAGUUGUUCAGCGACUUCGAGGACGACGAGAAUGUACCAAUAACGGACGCGUACGUAGAGCUGCAGAGCCGGUACGCGCAGGUGUACUCGUGCGAGCUGCACGUGGAGGCGCACUUCGCCGGCCUGCGCUACUAUAUGUACCACUGGCCGAAGAUAUCCGCGCUGAUUGGUAUAAGUUCGAACCUAUUCUUCGUAUCACUGGUGUUCAUACUAAGUUGGUAUCACCUGCAAGACGGAUUACCUGAAUUUAUAAAGAGUAAAUUAGUAACUGAAAUAAAGACUGAAAAAGAAGACGACGUGCCGCGAGGGGGGAAAAUUAAAUUGGAAAAAGAAGCUCCCAGUACGCCCGUAGAAUUGUCCGGGAUACAGUACAUCGUGCGGUACUCAACGGAGUACAUAUCGAGUACGGUGAUCGUGACAAAAAUACUGGAAUACACAUCGAUAGAACACUAUGUGGGUCGGCUCAAGUCGCUAGAAUUCCCCGCCAUUCUUCGAAGGAGACAUCCUUCUAGAAGAGUUACAGAAGAUUGAAGAACCAAAGAAGAAGAAGACUUAAGACUGCUUAUAUAUUUAUAUAGUUUUUUAUACCAAAGCUGUCAUAAUGGAAAAAAAUUAAGUUUAAAAAUAUCAAAAUAAUAUUUUUUGUUAAUAACGUUUUAUAUUUAUAAUACUUAUUUUUUAAAUAAUACUAUAAUUAAGU